GGAUGCCUCAACUUCCUGUUCAUUAUCUCACUUUUUUUUUCCCUAACAUAUGGAAAUGACCAAAUGUGAAAUGUAUAAUUUAGAAUUCCCUAAAUCAGUGAAACUGUAGAGGAGGAGUAUUAGCUUCUAGCUGUGAUCACUACCCAUUGCACACUUAUUUCACACAUUAUGGCAGUUAUUUUACUAUUCCUCUUAGCUAUUACAAUUAAAUUGUCAUCGCAAUGUUUUGUAUCAGAUAAUAUUGAAUGCUCUUGUUUAAAUGAUUCAGUUACAUGCUCUGGCAUUCAAAAAGAAACUUCAGAAUUACAAUCAUUGCUUUAUAAUAUUUCUUUGGCAUACUCUGGGCAAUUGGAAACUCUUAUGCUGUCUAUAGAAAAUUUAACAGAGUCUGAACUUAUAUUUAUUAAUGUUAGCAUUACAAAUUUAACUUUGGGUUACGGGCUAAGGUAUUUGCGUAGUGACCUUUUUCAUGGUUUAGAAUCCUCAUUGAUUAGUUUAAAUCUGGAACAUAACAACAUUGAGAGUGUCGAUAAUAAACCUUUCUUUUUUCUGAAUAACUUAACUAAACUUAUUUUAGACUUCAAUGAACUUUCUGAAAUAGAAGUCGAUGCUUUUGCUAAUCUAGAUAAACUAGAAUAUUUGAGUAUUUCUGGUAACCAGUUGAGUGGACUUCAUGAAAAUGUGCUGCAGAAUUUGUCCUCUUUGGAGACUUUAAUCUUGAAUGAUAACAACAUUUCUUCUUUUAAUAAUAUGAGUAUUGAAUCUCUUUUUUUGAAAACAUUAUUUAUGCGGAAUUCUUCCAUCUAUGGAGUCUUAGACACAUAUUCAUUAUUUGGAGUUCCAAAGUUAGAAAAUCUAGAUCUUAGUUUUAAUAGAAUUAAAUUUGUGAAUUCUUUUGCUUUGUCUGCCCUUGAUAAUUUAAAAGUAUUAAACUUAAGUUACAAUAUUAUAGAACGUCUUGAAGAGAAUGCUUUUUUCAAUUUAAGUAACUUAAUAAAUUUAGACUUAAAAUACAACAAAAUAAAAGUAGUUAAGCCUGGAGCAUUUUUAAACCUUAAGAAGUUACAAAUUUUAGAUUUAAGUGGCAAUUUGAUAGCUGCCAUGGUAUGUGAAUAUACAGUUCAUAUGGUGUCAGUAAAAAUAGUACAUCUGGAGAAUAAUCUUAUAAAAACUAUAAUUCCUGGCACAUUUGCUUACAGUCCGGAUCUGGAACAACUCCAUUUACAAGGUAAUGUUUUAGAAUGCUCAUGUGAUGUACAUGUUUUUGCAUUGUAUAUCCAGAAAAAUUCUUCUGUCAGUGAAGAAGAUGUCCAUUCUAUCACAUGUACAUCUCCGUAUAAUGAUACAGUUCUGGCAGUAGAAUAUGAUGCCAUGGGGCCAUGUGAACACCCAGAGUUCUGUGAAGAUCAGAUUUGGAAUGAAGAAGAAGAUGACGAUUAUGAUGGUACUGACAACAAAUUGCUAAAUGAUACUGAAGUUCCUUCAAAUGCUUCAAUAAAUUUAUUAGAUACAGGAUUGCAUGAGAAAAAUGAAUCUGUGUCAGAUUUUAAUUCAUCUCAUUCUUCUUCAAGUGCAAUAUAUCAUGUUGGAAAUGGAAGUACUUAUAUUGAAAAUAAUACUGCAACUUCAUAUUUAAAUACAGAAACUCCUUCACCUUUAACUGAAUCCUCUGACUCAUCAAAUUUUGAGCAAAUUAAUAGCACUGCUGUUUCUGUAAACACUGAACCUAUUGUGAUGAAGACUGCAGAAUCAAACGUAACAGAUUCAUCUUCGUCAUUACAUGAUAGUUCUGGCCAAUUUAAUAGCACUACUGUUUCUGUUAACACAGAGCCCAUUGUGAUGAAGACUGCAGAAUCAAAUGUAACAGAUUCAUCUUUGUCAGUAGCUAAUAGUUCUGGUCAAUUUAAUAGCACUACUGUUUCUGCGAACACAGGAUCUAUUAUGAUGAAGACUGCAAAAUCAAAUGUAACAGAUUCAUCUUUGACAUUAGAUGAUAGUUCUGACCAAUUUAAUGGAACUGUUGCUUUAACAGACAUUAAAUCUAUUGUGAUGAAGACUACAGAAUCAAAUAUUUUUGGCUCUACAAAUGCAACAGACUCAUCUCUGUCACCAUAUAACAGUUUUAAAAAACUUAACAGCACUACUACUUCAGUGAUGGUGAGUGAAGAACUGAAUGUUUCAAGUUCUGUGAAUACAACCGAUUCAUAUGUGUCAUCAAAUGGUAGUUUCGAUCAAGUUAACACCACUACUGUUUCAACAUACACAAAGCCCAUUGUAACAGAGAGUUCAGAAUCAAAGAGUUUAAUGUCUGUGACUGAAUCAUUUAUAUCAUCAAAUGACAGUAUAAGCUCAACUAUUUUUUCUUCUGUUGCUACUGAGAAUAUAGCAGAGCAUACUGAAGUUGUCAUAAAAAAGAGUACAGAAUCAUAUGAAUCAAGUUCUGUAAAUACAGUAGCAUCAAUUUCUUUAUCAAAAAGCAGCUUAGCUACUUCCACUACUGACGAUUCAAAAAUAAUAAUAAAGCUUUUAAAUUCCACACAUGAAAACAAGCUGUUUUGCUUCAAAUGGAAUGUAGAAGGAAAACUGCCUGAUGAAAUCACAUGCAGUGUUCGCUAUACUAAUGAUGUUAAAGCUAAGGCAACACGUAUUAUUUGUUCUGAAGCCAAAAAAGAACUGCAGAAGUGCUUGAAAGUUGAUGAAUUGUAUGAGAUUUGCUUAAUAAUACGUGGUGGUGAUAGUAAAAUGGUAGGUAAACAUUGUGAGAAUAUGUCUGGAACUCUAAGUUUUGGAAGCACAGAAAUUUCAGAUAGCACACCAUCUGUAUCUGGCAGAAAAGCCUCUACUUCAGAGAUGUACAUAACAGGAAAAAGAACUCAUUCAACAUUAAAAAUUGCAUCCACAGCAUUAAAAUCUACAUAUACUUUGCCUCCAAAAGUGUCAUCACCAGGGAAAAACUUUUCACCCCCUUUCAGCAUAGCAGCAUUUGAUGUUUACUUUGAUCAUUCUGAUAUUAUAGUUGUAGUUUGGGAGGUGAGUAAAUACGUACCAAAAACUUUAUGUACCUUAAUAUUGAAAGUUGAAUCCCAGUAUUUCAAUUACACAAAAAUCGAUUUGCCGUGUGAAAAUAAUUCAUAUAAAGUUCAACAUGCGAAAGAUCAUGGAUUAUACCAAAUCUGCCUGGGAAGUUCUCAUAAAACAGAGGAAAAUAUGACCAUAUGUAAGCAACCAUUAGCUCAUUUUGAUGAAUUUGAGGCAUCUGAAAAUAAAGUGUCUGGAUUCCAAAACUCUUCUGUAAUAGCUUUGCUAUGUUUGUUAGCUUUGGUUUUGUUGAUAAUAAUGCUGAUUAUAUUUAAAAACUUUUACAAGGGUUUUGAAUCAGAAAAAUAUGAUGUGUCUGCUGAAGAAGAAAAAGUGCAAAAAAGGCUUUCAUUGUCUACAUCACAGGAAGCUUCCGUACGUUAUUCUUAUAUUACCAAAGAACAAAUAAUCUGAAUUAAUUUUUCAUCUUCCAACAAGACUUGCAAACAAACAAACAAAAACCUCCAAAAAAUUGAGUGUAUUUAUUUUGAAUUUUAUGUGAAAAAUAUAUUAUUUUCUUUUUUGUAAAUUAAUUUUACUAUUCUGUUGAGGUAAAGGAUUUUAAUUUUAUGAAUACUGUAUUUUUUUUUUUUUUUUUUUUUAUUUUUUAACUGCUUCAUAAUGGUUAUAAGUAUGUUAAUGUUUUCAGACUCUUCAUUUUUCCUUCAGUGUUAUGAUAAUUUCCUUUUAAUUAGAUGCAAUAUUUAGUAUAAAAUUUGGCAUGUUUUCAUUUGGAAAUAUUUGCUUCUGGCUUAUAUAUACUUUUCCAUGGAUGAAUUUAUUUUUGCUGCAUGUUGAUAAAUCUAAGCUUCAGAAUAACAUCAAGUAAUUACAGUACAAACCCCAAGAUUCAGAAUCACCAGGACUUCAACAAUUCUGGAUUUUGGAAAUUUUCAUAUUUUAGAGCAUCAGUUUAAAUCUGGUAAAAUUAUGUGUAGAUAUUAUAAAAUUAAAAAUAUGAGAGAUUAUCAAUGGAGUAAUGAAGCAUUUGUGAUUUCAAGGGAACCAAAAUUUACCCCCCCCCCCAAAAAAAA
This is a messenger RNA of Stegodyphus dumicola, 4112 nucleotides long. RefSeq lists its product as uncharacterized. The record is from RefSeq and is a predicted model, not a curated record. NCBI's taxonomy places the organism in Eukaryota, Metazoa, Arthropoda, Arachnida, Araneae, Eresidae. Gene Ontology annotation, molecular function: protein binding.